Durio zibethinus is the source of this 2608-nucleotide messenger RNA. RefSeq names its product O-fucosyltransferase 39-like. The record is from RefSeq and is a predicted model, not a curated record. NCBI's taxonomy places the organism in Eukaryota, Viridiplantae, Streptophyta, Magnoliopsida, Malvales, Malvaceae.
UGCACGAGCACAAAGCUUUAAACUUUACCUAUGGGUUUUGUUUUGGAUGGGAUCCCUUUCGAAAAGUACACAGUUUUCCGUACUCAAAGCUGUACAGGUGUCCAUGCGAGAUGCCUUAACUAAGGCCCGAAAGUGAGAUAAAGUAAGAAAGAAAACGAAGAGAAAGAGAAAGAGAGAGUGGUUCAUGUGAUGUUGGGUGCUUGAGUUGAGCUACUUCUUUUUGGCUGUUGAUUAGAUUUUGUUUUAGUGUUGUUUGUUUCAGUUGUCUUCACUAUCAAGGCCUAUCAAAGCCAACAAAGAAGAAAAAAAAAAAAAACUGAGGAAAGUGGUCGUCUUGGAGUCUGGUUUUUCAGCUUUAAGGGAAUAAAUGAUGAGGUUUCAUCACCGGAGUCAUUGUUAUCAUCCUCUUAGACGAGAAACAAUUGCUGGGUUAUUUUUGUUGCUUUUCCCAGUUUUUUUGCCUUGUUUGUUUACUCCAUUCAGCCAUGCCUCCCCUUCUACAUUCUCGGAGUGGAACGUUCCUAAACCUAAACAUUUACCUUUACUCAGGAGUGCCUUACAGCGUGAAAGUUCCAAUGGAGAGCUGUCUGAUCUCUGGGCUCCUUUGGCUGACCACGGGUGGAGACCAUGUCUUAGAUCUGUAAAUGCCCCUUCAGCAUUGCCACAGAAACCUGAAGGAUUUCUUCAGGUAUUUCUUGAUGGGGGACUCAACCAGCAAAGAAUGGGGAUAUGUGAUGCUGUUGCUGUUGCUAAAAUACUGAAUGCGACACUUGUGAUUCCACAUCUUGAAGUAAAUCCUGUUUGGCAAGAUUCAAGCUCAUUCAUCGAUAUAUUUGAUGUGGAUCACUUUAUUAAUGUAUUGAAGGAUGACAUUUCAAUUGUCAAAGAGCUGCCUGAUGAAUUCUCUUGGAGCACGAGGGAGUAUUAUGCCACUGCUAUUCGAGCCACCAGAAUUAAAAGAGCACCUGUUCAUGCAUCUGCAAACUGGUAUCUUGACAAUGUCUUGCCUGUACUACAGAGUUAUGGGAUUGCUGCCAUUUCUCCAUUCUCUCACCGUUUGUCUUUUGACAACUUACCGAGUGGGAUCCAGCAACUACGUUGUAAAGUCAACUUUAAAGCACUUGUUUUUGUUCCGCACAUUAGAGCACUUGGAGAUGCCCUUGUCCAUCGCCUCAGUUAUCCUCCUGGUCAAAGUGAACCGGGUAGCACUAACUAUCUCAGGGAGACAACCGAUCAAAAUGACAAACAAAGGCCGCAGAAAUUUGUCGUGUUACACCUUCGGUUUGAUAAAGAUAUGGCUGCCCAUUCGGCAUGUGAUUUCGGUGGAGGUAAAGCUGAAAAAUUAGCUCUGGCUAAGUAUCGACAAACACUUUGGCAAGGGAGGGUUCUCAAUUCUCAGUUUACCGAUGAAGAGUUGAGAAGUCAGGGGCGUUGCCCGUUGACUCCUGAAGAAAUUGGACUGCUUUUAGCAGCUUUGGGCUUUGACAAUAGUACCCGUCUUUAUCUUGCCUCCCACAAGGUAUAUGGUGGGGAAGCUAGGAUUUCCACCCUACGAGAGCUGUUUCCACUGAUGGAAGACAAAAAGAGCCUUGCCUCUUCAGAGGAAAGGGUCCGUAUAAAAGGAAAGGCUUCUUUGUUAGCUGCAGUUGAUUACUAUGUUGGUAUGCAGAGUGACAUCUUUGUCUCAGCUUCUCCAGGAAAUAUGCACAAUGCAUUGGUGGGACAUCGAACUUUUGAGAACCGGAAGACCAUAAGACCAAAUAUGGCUUUGUUGGGCCAACUCUUCCUUAACAAAAACAUUACUUGGUCAGAAUUCCGUGAGGCAGUGGUGGAAGGGCAUCAAAACAGACAGGGGCAACUCAGGUUAAGGAAACCAAAACAAUCCUUAUAUACAUACCCUUCUCCUGAUUGCAUGUGCCAAGCUUAGACCCCUAAAGAUCAUUUAUAGAUAUUAUGAAGGAAAGUGAGACUAUCUUCUGUAUCUAUUUGAUUUUAUUACUGCAACUAUUACCAUUGGUAUCAUAAAUAAGCAGCAAUCCUAAUUUCUCCCCUUAGAUAAAAGUAUCACAUCUAGCAUUCUUACUAGGUAUUGUGCAGUGUAAUGAUGAUGGCAUUUAUAUCGAGAGUGGGGUUGUUAGCAUCAAAUUUAUUGUGAAUCCUAUUGAGUAUGGAGUGGAGUAUGUGUCGUAUAUUUCAUUGGCAGGUCUCAAUAUUGUUUGUUGUAUAUCUCUGCCAGUGAAGCUGUCUUGUACAACCUUCAUGGUGUCAAUAUUACAUAAAACAUCAAUGCCUUUGGCAAGAAGCUGUCUGUACAACCUUCAUGGUGUCAAUAUUUCUUGGCAGUUGGCAGCAUUAUAUCUAAUUCAAUAUACUGGUAAUUGAAGUUAUGUACAAUCAUGAGGCUGUUGUCCUGGUGCCAUGGAAGAAACCAUUCUUGCAGAAGUAGCUUUAUUUUUGUACUUGCAAACUGAAUAUGGUGUUGCCCCCCGUUGACACUUGAGAGGAAAGAAUAACUUUUGCAGGGAACAUGGUUAUGGACAGCACUUGCUUGAUGCUUUGUCCAUUCUCGUUAACAAAUUUUCCACUGGUUGCACUACAGAAAGAUACA